Molecule: messenger RNA, 2427 nt
Organism: Pimephales promelas (fathead minnow)
Lineage: Eukaryota; Metazoa; Chordata; Actinopteri; Cypriniformes; Leuciscidae
Source: RefSeq, a predicted model, not a curated record
UCAGGAGAUGCACGCUGCCGAAUCAAUCAUCCAUCCAUUCCAAACCGGUCCAGCGAAACAUCAUACGUACAGAGUUUAGACAUGUCUCCACGCGUUUCUUCAAAGGGAGGAAAUACGAUUAAUGGUCUUAACCAGCACUAUGAAGAGAAGGUCCGUCCAUGCAUUGACCUAGUGGACUCUCUCAGGUCUUUAGGUGUUGAAAAGGACCUGAACCUGCCAGCUAUUGCUGUCAUAGGUGACCAGAGCUCAGGAAAGAGUUCUGUGUUGGAAGCCCUGUCUGGAGUGGCACUGCCUAGGGGAACAGGUAUUGUGACACGCUGUCCUCUGGUAUUGAAACUGAAGAAAAUUAAAAAGGACAACAACUGGCAUGGAUUGCUGUCAUAUAAGGAUCAAGUAAAGCAACUGAAGGAUCCUGCUGAAAUAGAGAAUGCUGUCUUAAAUGCUCAGACAGUAUUGGCUGGAAAGGGAGAAGGGAUCAGUCAUGAGAUGAUCACUCUAGAGAUCCAGUCCAGUGAUGUCCCUGACCUCACUCUCAUUGAUCUGCCAGGCAUUGCUAGAGUUGCCACUGGAAACCAGCCAAAAGACAUUGAGAAACAAAUAAAAGAUGUCAUUGAAAAGUUCAUUAAAAGACAAGAAACCAUCAGCUUGGUUGUGGUGCCUGCAAACAUUGACAUCGCCACCACUGAGGCUCUCCAGAUGGCAUUCAAAAUAGAUUCAACCGGACAAAGGACCCUCGGUAUUCUGACUAAACCGGACUUAGUGGACAAAGGCAUGGAGGAGACUGUGGUCAGAACAGUCAAUAAUCAGGUGAUACAGCUGAAGAAGGGCUACAUGAUCGUAAAGUGCCGAGGCCAGCAAGACAUCAAUGAGAAGCUUGAUCUGGUCAAAGCGCUGGAAAAAGAACGACUUUUUUUUGAUGAACAUGCUCAUUUCAGGUCUCUUCUUGAGGAAGGAAAAGCUACAGUACCCCUUCUUGCAGAAAGACUCACAAAAGAAUUGGUUGAACACAUUACUAAAACGCUGCCACAGUUGCAGAAACAACUUGAGAUGAAAUUAGAGAAGACGACUGCGGAUCUUAGAGCACUGGGAGAUGGAGUUCCAACGGAUGAACACGCGAAGAGCAAUUUUCUGAUUACGAAAAUUCACCAGUUCAGCGAUGCCCUUGAAGGAGUAAAAAGGGCAGAAGAAGAUCUAAGCUCAGACAUGAGGGUCUUCACCAAAAUCAGGAAGGAAUUUGGAAAAUGGAAAUGCGUUCUGGAUGACAAAACCAUAAAGACGGAGGAAACCCUCAGAGAUGAGGUAGAAGAGUAUGUUAGGACUCGUAGAGGAAAGGAGCUUCCUGGAUUUGUGAACUACAGAACUUUCGAAAACAUUGUCAAGAAACACAUUGAGGAGCUGGAGGACCCUGCCUUAAAGCUGCUCAAAGAUGUCGCAGACAUUGUUCGUUCCUGUGUGAACCACAUUGUUAGCUCUCAAUUCAAGGCCUUCUCUCACCUAUUAAGGGCCACCAAAGAUCCAAUUGAAGAUUUUCUCGAUGAGCAGUUUCAGAAGGCUGAGGAGAAAAUACAGUCUCAAUUUAAGAUGGAGAGGAUUGUCUACUCCCAAGACCAUCUGUACAGCAAUCAGCUUGACGCUGUAAAACAAAGUCUAACAGUUAUUGCGCAAAGGAAGUUCAUCAGUGCAGAUGUACGCGAGAUGACACAACAUCUCACUGCCUAUUUUAAGAUUACUUCUGACCGCCUGGCUAAUCAAGUUCCACUGAUAGUCCAGUAUCACAUGCUGGACCAGUACAUCUCUAAGCUUCAGAAUGCAAUGCUUGCCUUGAUUGGAGGGAACAAUCCAGAAAUGCUGCUCCAAGAAGAUUCCACUGUUGCACGUAAAAGGAAAGAACUAAAAGAGCGACUGGAGCGCCUUAAGAGUGCAGGCAAAGUCCUGUCCAAGUUUGUGCAAUCUGUAUAAUUGUUAAGUGUCUGUUGUUCAUUAGUUUAUUUUUGCUGCACCAAUCCCAGAUGUUUUGCAAUGUUUUGCAGAAUUGCAAUGGGAUGUCUUGGAGUUUGUUUUGUUCAUGUACAGAUAGUUAACACCAUAAAGAUGGUGUUUGUGGUAAUUCCCUGCUAAAAUUCCAUGUAGGGACAUUGUUUUGGAAAGUGCCCCACAGUUUGUUUUACACUUUAAGAAAUAUAUUUUCUAUUUUAUGUUAUGUGUGUAUCCAGUUUCCUAAUUGUUCGUUUAGUGAGAACCACAUAAAUCUAGAAAUAAUAACUUCAAACUUUUACUCAAGAUGUUAUGAUGCUGUUCUUUGAUAAAUGGAACUUAAGUACAUGCAUCUUUAAAGACAGCUUGUAACUUGGCAAAAGAUUACACUUUUAUGUUUGUAAGAAUCUAAGAAUUCACUUUUACAACUUGAAAAUAAAAAAAAAAUGGUGA